AUGGCGGCGGCGGGUGGUGGCGGCGGCGGGGCCCGGUGUCGGUCCCGGGGUCCCCCCGUGCCCCCCGUGCCCCUGCUGCUGCUGGUGCUGGCGCCCGCGCUGCCGCUCCCGCCCGCCGCUGCCGACAUCACCGACGGCAACAACGAGCACCUGAAGCGGGAGCACUCCCUCAUCAAGCCCUAUCAGGGGGUGGGAUCCAGCUCGAUGCCCCUUUGGGACUUCCAAGGCAGCACGAUGCUGACCAGCCAGUAUGUCCGGCUGACCCCGGAUGAGCGGAGCAAGGAGGGCUCCAUCUGGAACCACCUGCCCUGCUUCCUCAAGGACUGGGAGAUGCACGUCCACUUCAAAGUUCACGGCACGGGGAAGAAGAACCUUCACGGAGAUGGCUUUGCCCUGUGGUAUACCCGGGACCGCCUUAUGCCAGGCCCCGUCUUCGGCAGCAAGGACAACUUCCACGGCCUGGCGGUCUUCUUGGACACGUACCCAAACGACGAAAGCACCGAGCGAGUGUUCCCCUACAUCUCGGUGAUGGUGAACAACGGCACCCUGGCCUAUGACCACAGCAAGGACGGGCGCUGGACGGAGCUGGCGGGCUGCACGGCCGACUUCCGGAACCAGAACCACGAUACGUUCCUGGCCGUGCGCUACUCCCGGGGCCGGCUGACGGUGAUGACAGAUGUGGAAGACAAGAACGAGUGGAAGAACUGCAUUGACAUCUCGGGGGUACGGCUGCCCACUGGGUACUAUUUUGGAGCCUCGGCUGGCACGGGGGACCUGUCCGACAAUCACGACAUCAUCUCGCUCAAGCUGUUCCAGCUGAUGGUGGAACACAGCCCGGACGAGGAGAACAUCGACUGGACCAAGAUCGAGCCCAGCGUCAACUUCCUCAAGUCCCCCAAAGACAACGUGGACGACCCAACGGGGAAUUUCCGCAGCGGUCCCCUGACGGGCUGGAAGGUGUUCCUGCUACUGCUGUGUUCCCUGCUGGGCAUCAUCGUGUGUGCCGUGGUCGGAGCCGUGGUCUUCCAGAAGCGGCAAGAGCGGAACAAGCGCUUCUACUGAGGGCCGGGGGGUGGGCCGGGCCGGGGCCGGGCCGCAGCCACUAAUGUGAACUUUUCUACUGGAGAUUGUAUAAAAAAAAAAAAAAA
Tachyglossus aculeatus (Australian echidna) is the source of this 1148-nucleotide messenger RNA. RefSeq names its product lectin, mannose binding 2 (gene LMAN2). The record is from RefSeq and is a predicted model, not a curated record. Gene Ontology annotation, molecular function: D-mannose binding. Lineage: Eukaryota; Metazoa; Chordata; Mammalia; Monotremata; Tachyglossidae. Gene Ontology annotation, biological process: endoplasmic reticulum organization; Golgi organization; endoplasmic reticulum to Golgi vesicle-mediated transport. Gene Ontology annotation, cellular component: endoplasmic reticulum membrane; Golgi membrane; COPII-coated ER to Golgi transport vesicle. The coding region runs from base 1 to 1062 and encodes 353 amino acids. The transcript has 8 exons.